ACAUGGCGACGCUGCCGGGCGGGGCCCACCCCGCCGGCGGCGCCGCGGCCGACCUCAUGCAGGUCGACGAGCCGCACGCCGCCGCCACCGCCGCCGCGGCUCCCGUGGUCGAGAAGCAUGGUGCUUCUAUUAUCCAAGGGAGCGAUCCAGUCACUGGUCACAUAAUCUCCACAACCAUUGGAGGGAAGAAUGGAGAGCCUAAACGGACUAUUAGCUACAUGGCAGAGCGAGUUGUUGGAACUGGAUCUUUUGGAAUUGUCUUCCAGGCAAAAUGUCUGGAGACAGGUGAGACUGUUGCCAUCAAGAAGGUUUUACAGGACAAGCGUUACAAGAACAGGGAGCUGCAAAUAAUGCGAUCGAUGGAACAUUGCAAUGUUGUCUGUUUGAAGCACUGCUUCUUCUCUACCACAAGCAGAGAUGAACUUUUCCUCAACCUGGUUAUGGAGUUUGUUCCCGAGUCAUUGUAUCGCGUUCUCAAGCAUUAUAGCAAUAUGAACCAGAGGAUGCCACUUAUAUAUGUCAAGCUAUACGUGUACCAGAUAUUUCGGGGUUUAGCGUACAUUCACAGUGUGCCUGGAGUUUGCCACAGGGAUAUCAAGCCUCAGAAUCUUUUGGUGGAUCCCCUGACUCACACGGUCAAAAUAUGUGAUUUUGGGAGCGCCAAAAUGUUGGUUAAAGGAGAAGCGAACAUAUCAUACAUAUGCUCACGUUAUUACCGUGCUCCUGAGCUGAUAUUUGGGGCAACAGAGUAUACAACAUCAAUUGAUAUAUGGUCAGCUGGAUGUGUUCUUGCUGAGUUGCUUCUUGGCCAGCCUCUAUUUCCUGGUGAAAGUGCAGUGGACCAACUUGUUGAGAUAAUUAAGGUUCUUGGUACUCCAACACGUGAGGAAAUCCGCUGUAUGAAUCCCAACUACACUGAAUUUAGAUUUCCUCAGAUAAAAGCUCAUCCGUGGCACAAGAUUUUCCACAAACGAAUGCCACCAGAAGCAAUAGACUUAGCAUCACGUCUUCUUCAGUAUUCACCCAAUCUACGAUGCACUGCUCUCGAAGCAUGUACACAUCCAUUCUUUGAUGAAUUACGGGAGCCCCAUGCAAAGUUGCCAAAUGGUCGCCCAUUCCCUCCACUCUUCAACUUCAAACAGGAACUAGCAAAUGCUUCACCAGACCUCAUCGGCAGGUUGAUACCAGAGCAUGCAAGGCGACAUUGUGGGUUCAAUUUCUCGCCUUCCACCGGACAGUAGGGAAGGCUGUACGAUAUUAUUUUACCUGGCACACUGCCAAGGCUUGUCUAUGCCAAAGGGCAACCUGCUUGUUAUCACAAAUUUAGAAUCUGACAACCCAUUAUUGGAAAGCCGAAGACAAGCCGGUGCCAUUGCGUUUGUACGAGGGGGGUAUGUAUUUGCCUAGCCAGCCCCUGAUGUAACAUUUAAUGCUUGAGCUCCUUUAUGUGGAGGCAAUGGUUGCAAGCUCAGGAUUAGCCAAGAACUGUGCGCAUGGGUGGAGAGAACUGGGAUGGUGUAUUGUUAAGCAGUUGAUGGGACUAGAGGAAAACCAUGUAUUGUAACUUCUCCAUGUUCAUUGGUGUAGUGCGCCUGUAAGUGUUUCACAUGUUCCAACCGUGAAUGUAGCUGUGUAAAUGUUCCUGACGGGAUGUCUCAGUCAUGAUGGUCUUGCUCAAAACCUUGUAUCGUCCCUCAAUUAAAAAAUGUAGGCUUAAGUAGCCAUGAAA
Lolium rigidum is the source of this 1729-nucleotide messenger RNA. RefSeq names its product shaggy-related protein kinase GSK4-like. Gene Ontology annotation, molecular function: ATP binding; protein serine/threonine kinase activity. The record is from RefSeq and is a predicted model, not a curated record. Gene Ontology annotation, biological process: signal transduction; protein phosphorylation. Lineage: Eukaryota; Viridiplantae; Streptophyta; Magnoliopsida; Poales; Poaceae. Gene Ontology annotation, cellular component: cytoplasm.